CGGACCAGGGCACGAACCCAUGUCCCCUGCAUCGGCAGGCGGACCCUCAACCACUGCGCCACCAGGGAAGCCCUAUUUUUAUUUAUUUUUAAGAAUGUAGACCUGGGCAGGAAUCCAGGAAGGCUUAAUCAGGGCUCUCUGGGUGUGCGCCUAUGGUAACACGCGUGGUUUACAGACAGGGCCCAAGACUGAAGCCCACUCUACCCCGGGCUCUGGAGGAAGCCUCCUGCUUGCCCACAGCAAACCCACCAGAAGUUACCAUCCAAAGGGUCUUAGCUCCAAAUGGUCCCCUGAGGAGGGUUGGGCUUCCUCCAGCAAACAGCCCAGUUGGGCCCCUACUCCGACCCGGACACCUCUCUGAAGCCAGGGCUUUGUGUCCCCAGGGCAAGAUGAGGACAGUCGCAGGUGGACUGGGGGGGUGCGUGGCGGGGACCAGCAGCCAGGUCUGUGUGAUGGCAGGGACCCCGCCCACCCCGUGACACCAUGGAGUUCACCUUCAGGCUGCACCAUUCUGGGCUUCGUUGUGACUGUAAUGUAGGGGGUGACGGGGGCAAAGUGCAGGGAGUGACAGAGCAAAGCGCACACCCAGGGCACUGAACGGCAGCUUGAACCUUAGCCUCACUCCUGGCUAACAGCCAGCAGAACUCCCCUGGCGCCCCUCACCCACCGGGCCGCUCUCCCUUCCCUGCAGAAAUCAGCCCUCCCGGCUAUUUAAGGUGAGUCCUUCCCCCUUGGCCCCUUCUGCGUGCUCAGCCAGUCAGGGGAAAGGUGCCUCAGGUCGGCCCGUGGUUAGGUGCUCCCUGGGACCUGGGUGGCUGCCGACAGGAGGGUGUGGCCCCUGCCCUGGUGGAGUUCGUGGCCAGUCCCCUGGGUGUGGCCACCACACCUGUCCCUCCUGCCUUGUGCCCAACGGUAGCUGAUGUGAAUUGAUGGCAUAUGGCUCAGAGGGUGAAUCAUCCCGUUCCUCUUUCCUGAGCAUGGGAACUCGGCGGCCUGGGGUCCCAGAGGAGCCCUCAGUCUGUGGGGAAAAUAGCGCCUCAAGAGCCAAGCCUGGCCCUGGAAGGCUUCCUGGAGGAAGGGAGACAUGAGCAGGCCAGUGGUUUUCUGAGUGUCUGAUGCUCUGUGCAGCUAGCUGGCCACUGUGGCGGAUGCUACCUGGACGUGGGGCAUCCAGGCUCAUCCUCUCCCUGGCCCAGAGAUCACACAGCCUGCUGGCACCACACAGUCGAUUUGGGGAAGACAAUCCUGGUCUAGGGUGUGGCACUAGUGCCUCUGGGCCUCAGCGUCCCCAGCCAGCGCUGUGGAGGAGCAAAAGUGGGGGACCCUGUAAGCGAUGCCAUCUGGAGGUCGGCUCGCAGACCGAGAGACUGGGUGCCGAUGGGUGCUCUUUAAACCAGGGUCCUUUAAGCCGCCCCAAGCACUUGCCCCCCCCAGUGCCAGACUGGCUCAGGGUCAGAGACCCUGACCCCCGGGGCGGGGGCUGGGCGGUGUGCGUGCUUGUGGUGCGUGUGCGCGUGCGUUGGUGCGGCCUGGCGCACCCCGUGCGCACCCACCGGCGCCUCGAGCUCAGCGCCGCGGCCCGGCCCGCCGCCGCGUGUCGUUGCAGCGCGCUGCAGGAGCAGAAGGGCGAGCUGCGCAAGCGGCUGUCCUACACCACGCACAAGCUCGAGAAGCUCGAGACCGAGUUCGACUCCACCCGCCACUACCUGGAGAUCGAGCUGCGCCGAGCGCAGGAGGAGCUGGAGAAGGUCACGGAGAAGCUGCGCAGGAUUCAGAGCAACUACAUGGCGCUGCAGAGGAUCAACCAGGAGCUGGAGGACAAGCUGUACCGCAUGGGCCAGCACUAUGAGGAAGAGAAACGAGCGCUUAGCCACGAGAUCGUCGCCCUCAACAGCCACCUGCUGGAGGCCAAGGUGACCAUCGACAAGCUAUCGGAGGACAACGAGCUCUAUAGGAAGGACUGCAAUCUAGCGGCCCAGCUGCUGCAGUGCAGCCAGACGUACGGCAGGGGCCAUAAGGUGUCCGAGCUGCCCUCAGAGUUCCAGGAGCACGUGAGCCUGCACAUGGAGAAGCAAGGCUGCAGCCUGCCCUCCCCGCUCUGCCGCCCGGCCUACGCUGACAGUGUCCCCCCCUGCGUCCUCGCCAAGGUGCUGGAGAAGCCAGACCCCGGCAGCCUGUCCUCCCAUCUGUCGGAUGCCUCAGCCCGUGACCUGGCCUUCCGCGACAGGCUGGAAAAGCCGGGCCCCCGGCCCCCCUACAAGGGGGACAUCUACUGCAGCGACACGGCCCUCUACUGCCCCGAGGAGCGGCGCCGUGACCGGCGGCCCAGUGCGGACGGGCCCGUGACCGACGUGGGCUUCCUGCGGGCCCAGAAUUCCACUGACAGCGCGGCCGAGGAGGAGGAGCCCGAGGCGGCGGCCUACCCCGCGGGCUACCGGCACGGGGCCUUCGGGGGCUACGCGGCCUCGCUGCCCACGUCCAGCUCCUACUCGAGCUUCAGCGCCGCGUCGGAGGAGAAGGAGCACGCCCAGGCCAGCACGCUCACCGCCUCGCAGCAGGCCAUCUACCUGAACAGCCGCGACGAGCUCUUCGGCCGCACGCCGCCUGCGGCCUACGGGAGCAGCCCGCGCUAUGCCUCGGCCGCGGCUGCGGUGGCCGCCCCGCUCGAGGCCGAGGCGGCCCCGGGGUUCGCGAGGACUGUGUCGCCGUACCCCGCCGAGCCCUACCGCUUCCCGGUCUCCCCCGGCCCCCAGCCCGCCCUGAUGCCCCCCAACCUGUGGAACCUGCGGGCCAAGCCGGGGUCGGCCCGGCUGGCCGCAGAGGACGUGCGCGGCCAGUGGCGGCCGCUGAGCGUGGAGGACAUCGGCGCCUACCCCUUCCCGGCCGCCGCUGCGGCCGCCGCCGCCCCCGGGCGCGCCUCGCCCGGCGGCUUCAACGACCGCUACUUUGGGGCCGGAGGCGGCCCGGGCGAGAAGGCCGAGGGCCGCGCCAGCCCCCUCUAUGCCAGCUACAAGGCUGACAGCUUCUCGGAGGGCGAUGACCUCUCCCAGGGCCACCUGGCCGAGCCCCGCUACCUCCGGGCGGCCGGUGACCUGAGCCUCAGCCCCGGCCGCUCGGCUGAGCCCCUGCCCAGCUACGCGGCCAGCGAGGGGGAGCGGGAGAGGCUCGGGGUGCAGCUCUGUGGGGCGGGGGGCAGCCCCGAGCCCGAGCACAGCCCUCGGAGCUCCAGGGAUUCCCUGGAGCCCAGCUCCAUGGAGGCCUCCCCGGAGAUGCACCCCGGCGCCCGCCUCAGCCCCCAGCCCGCCUUCCCUCGGACUGGCGGCUCGGGGCUCAGCCGCAAGGACAGUCUCACAAAAGCCCAGCUCUACGGAACCCUGCUCAACUGAGCACCCACGUGCAGGCCUCGGCCGUGGCCACCCCGCACACCGGGUCCCGAGGGGUGCUGCCUCGCCUCCCUGAUACCCGUCCUCCCGGCCCCGCAAACGAGGACCCCGUUGAGCCGGGGGAGGGGGCGCACCCCACCCACGUGUCUCGUCCGCCCCCGCACCGCCACGGUGGACCGUUUCUCACACAGCAGCCUCCUUCCCCACCGGAGAUGAGCAUCCCCCCUUUUAUAAAGUGCAACUAUUUUUAUAGAGCAAAAGGGUCUUUCUUAACGCACUCAGCCUCCAGCUCCCUGGAUGGUGGCCUAGGCGUUUUCGACGCGACGCUCCUUGAUUUUCGGGUGAGGGUGAGUGGGGCCUGCCCCUCAGAGGGAAGGACGGUGUCCUGCGGAGACCCCCCGCCAGCCAGUGACAAGGGAACCCUGACGCUCUGUCCACAAAGAGGGGGACUGGAACGGGUGGAGGGAUGUGUAACGUUUUCAGCUGUUCUUGCCGUGUGGCCGACGACCGACCACCCCCCAGCUCCCCCGUGGUCCGUAGUCCCAAGUGGGGCCGGUGCUCGUCCCCCCAGUGUCCCGCUCCCCGGUACCACCUCGCUCUACCUCAGAUGUAAUGAGGCCCUCCGACCCCGGUUUCUGUAGCUUGCUUUCCUGUCGUCUGUGAUGCAUGCCCCGUCUCAGUACUGUAUUUUGCAUUCAUUAAUAAAAGACGUCAGUGGAAAGAAUUUGGGUUUGGGUAGUUUCUUCUCUCCCCUGCCUUUUGAUCUCGGGACGUGUGGCCUUGGGUGUCUCCCCCCAUCCUCCCCUCUCUGAGGCCAGGGCAGCCUGAUGAUAACACUCCUCCCCCGCCCUGGCACCGUGUUGUCCAGUGUUUGAAUUCUUCCAUCGUCUCAACCCACUAAACGUUGUUAUUGCCAUUUCAUACAACGUUCCUUAUAGACUUUGCUUCUGCCUCAAGCUUCCUUAGGAUGUCCUUUAGUUCGGCUCUGCUGGUGACAAACUCUUCUGGGUUUUUUUUUUUUUUUUUGCUCUGAAGAUGUCUUUGCCCCAUUUCUGAAGGAUAUUCUCACUGGGGAGAAUGUCAGCGGGGGUCUCUUACCCUCAGUGCACAGAGAUGUCCCCUGGCUUCCUGCUGGGGUGGGACUCACCAUCAGUCCCCCCCCUUCCCAGGAGUUGUUCCUUUGGUGCUAAUCUGUCUUCUUCUCUCCAGCUGUGGAAGAUCUUCCCUUUGGUUUUCUGCAUUUCCCUGAGGUGUGUCUCGCUGUGGAUUCCUCCUUGUUGGGAAUUCACAGGGAGUCUUGCAUCUGUGGAUUGGUGUAUCUCAGUAGUUGAGGAAAAUCCUCAGCUGCUUCUUAAACUAU
Messenger RNA from Aethalodelphis obliquidens (Pacific white-sided dolphin), 4743 nucleotides. It is a transcript of the gene BEGAIN, whose product is annotated as brain enriched guanylate kinase associated. The transcript has 5 exons. Gene Ontology annotation, cellular component: synapse. NCBI's taxonomy places the organism in Eukaryota, Metazoa, Chordata, Mammalia, Artiodactyla, Delphinidae. The record is from RefSeq and is a predicted model, not a curated record. The coding region runs from base 1116 to 3386 and encodes 756 amino acids.